AAACUGAAAUGUUUUAUACAUAUUUAUGUAAGAUUUCUGCAACUAUUCUAACACUUCCAUAAACAAAAACUUGCAAGUUGUGUAUAUAUGUUAGAAGCGAUGUAUUUUCGUGAUGAUUUGAAAAGGAUAAUCUGAAAAGCAGAUUGCUCUUAGUUAUUAGACUUAGCGCAACUUUUAUUGAGAUCUCAGCACUCUUUAGCUUUAGAUUUUAGAAAAUAGAAGAUUCAUCGGAUAGUUCGUAGGAACCGAUUCGAUGCAACGUAUCACGUAUUGCCUUGUCUUCUGUCAUGUCAGAGUGCAAUGAUUUAAAAAAAAGUUGCAAGUAAUUACUGAGAAAGCUUUCUUUAGUGAUUCACUCUUUAUUAAACUUAUUUCUUUAAUUAUUUAUUACAAAGAAUUUUUAAAUCAUUCGAAGCACGAAUUUAAGAACCAUCGGUCAUAUGUAGUAUGAUUAUGUAUACAUAUUAAAUGUAAUAUGUAAUUACAAUAAACGUAAAUGUUAGUAACAAAAAAGUUUUGUACCGAUAUGCGAGCGUGAUAUUUAUACGUUAUACAAGAUAUUAUUUAAAAAAAUAGAAGAUCUGGGCACUGAAUAAGGAAAAAUGUGGACCUUCUGGCAAGAAAAUCGAAUUGAACAACUCGGCACUUAUUGUUAGUCUAGAACUUCUGGAGCAAACACAUUUUUGUCUACCUAGCUCCACGUCCUCAAUGUUUCCAUAGUAACAAUAAUUGUUUAGAAAUGGAAAUUAAACCCACUUAUACAUUUGUACCCCUUGCACAAAAGAAUUUUGUCAAAAUACAUGAUAAAACAACUCAGGAAUUUCUUACCAAAUGUGUUAACUUUUGUGUUCCAAUUAAUAGGCAUAAUAGCAUCAAGUGUAGAAGUAAAGCCUAUUCCUUGUUCUGUCUUAAACAUGAAUUUUUUUAACAAAUUAAAAGACCCUGAGAAUGCAGUUGUAUAUAAAUCUGGAACUAUUUGUAAGAGAUAUGAUAUGGAAAUAGAAAAUUUUUUAAUCUCUGAUAAUCUUAGAGGGAUGUUAUUGGAUGAAGAAUGCCCAGAAUAUAAUUUAUAUUCUAAAGAUGAACGUGAAGAAUUUAUAUUUUGUAUUUUUCAAAUGCUUGUUCUUGGAGGGAUAUUGUGUCAAUAUGAAGAUGUUUUAAAUCCAUAUUUAAACGUGACAAAGGCUAUCUAUAAAGACUUAAUAAAGUUGGUACAAAAGAAUAAAGAUGCAGAUUUGUCAAUUAGUACAGUAGUUUUGCAAGUAAUAGCUAAAGAUAGUAAAGGACAAGCUUAUUUUCCGCAUGAUCCAUGUCAUAAACAAAAUAUAGGAUUUUUACUAAUAGAUGGUAUUACUCAUGAGAUUACAACAUUCUUACAUCAGUUUGGAGAAUAUUGUCAAUAAGUAGAGUAUAAUAACUAGAGUACAAAAAGAAUUUAAAGAAUUAUACUGCAAAUAUAUAUUAACAAUAAACCGUCAUUUAUUAUGUAAAUAUCGAAAAUUUUUAUUAAUUCAUUACAUUGUAUUAUGUAAAUAUUGAAAAUUUUUAUUAAGUCAUUACAUUGUAUUGUGCAUUAUUUACAUUAUAUAUUUACUGUGUAUCUAAUAUUUAUUGGUUUGUUGAAAUAUGCUAACAAUAAUUUCAAAUUUGGUAACAAAUGUUUUGAUUAUACAAUUUAUAAAUAUAUUUUGGUA
This is a messenger RNA of Heterotrigona itama, 1694 nucleotides long. NCBI's taxonomy places the organism in Eukaryota, Metazoa, Arthropoda, Insecta, Hymenoptera, Apidae. The record is from the annotation of a GenBank genome assembly.